AUGUUAUCGAUUCUCUUAGGAAACAAGACGUUCAGCUUAUUGGAAAAAGUUAAACCGCUUUUCAAUAUCCCUAAACAGAUGGUUUCANUAACAUUAUCAAUGAUACAAGGUUUGAUGUAUAUGUGGAGUCGUAAGAUAAUGCACCGUGACAUCAAACCAUCCAAUGUGCUUGUGAAUAGUUAUGGUUGUAUAAAACUAUGCGAUUUCGGCGUUAGCCGAGUGCUGGAAACGAUUGGUCAGAAAGUAGCAACAUUUAUUGGUACACAUAAAUACAUGGCACCAGAGCGCGUCAUCUCAGACGAGUACAGUAUUCCAUCAGAGAUCUGGAGUGUAGGCAUGACAGUUCUGGAGAUGGGUCUUGGACGAUAUCCAUUUCGUACGGAAAGUCAAGGUCCACCAUUAGCCGUUCGACCUAUCGAACUAGUACAAUGCAUUGUGUAUGAAGCAACACUACCAUUACCAAUAGAUCGUGGCUAUUCACCCGAGUUUGCUGCAAUUAUUCAGAAGUGUCUUUCUAAAAAUUCUACAGACCGACCACUACCAAAGGAUUUUCUCGACUAUCCUCUCUUCAUGAAAUAUAACCAUACUGAUCCUAACCAAAAUCGCACAAUCGUUGCCGAUUUCUUCAAUCGAACUGCAAUCGCUGCUGCUCGAUCGUAA
Messenger RNA from Adineta ricciae, 660 nucleotides. The record is from the annotation of a GenBank genome assembly. Lineage: Eukaryota; Metazoa; Rotifera; Eurotatoria; Adinetida; Adinetidae.